AUGGAGACUCCGACCUCAGAUCCAACUGUUACUAUAGCUCCUGCAAUUAUCCUAACAAACAAAGUAAAGAACGAAGAAUUUAAGAUUUGGAAAAAAACCGUUCCAUCACUAUAUGAACAUAUUUGGAACCUAAAGCCAACCUACGCUUCAUCUGACCCCAAAGUGCAAAGAACCAUUGCAUUUUCUGAUGAAAUUGAAAAAAAUGAAUCAAGAGGAAUUUUGACUACAUCAGUCCUCUAUGCUCAAUCUGACAAAAUAUAUAAGAUUGAAAAUUCUUUACCCCUAGGUGCUCAAUAUAAGGUGAUGUCGGAUGACAACCGGCUCGCUGAACCUAAUUACUAUGGUCUAGAAAAUGAAAUGGCCUCACAGUAUAGUUGGGUAUUUGCAAAUGAGACCAUUCAGAAGAUAAUUUAUUUGAGAGCAGACUCUUUUAUUGUGAUAAGUGAGAGUGGUAAUAUGGGGUGGUUCAGCUCUGAAUUAAUGCAACCAAAUAAGAAAUUUGUAGAUGAAGAAUGUGAAGGAUCAGAUGAAAGGUAUGAUUUUGAUGUAUCCAAAGAUUUCAAAACUGUUGUUAAAUCGUCUGGAAAGCGAGCUAAUAUGAUACAGGUUGUUAAUAGUGAUGCGGAGGUUACACGGAGAUGGACCUUACCAAGUGAUUGUAAGAUUCAAAGCGUCAGGUUUUUAGAUGAUAGUCUAUUUGGUGCCUGUUGCGAUGAUAAUACUAUCAAGUUUUAUGACUUGAACUCUGUCAAUGAUAACCCACUCUGGACACUAGACUACAAGAAUAAUGAGGAUAGUUCUGAUAAUCUGGUGUUUUUUGAAGUGUCUCCCUUAGUGAAUACUCUUUUUGCCACAGGAUCAAAUAAGGGGCAUAUUAGCUUAUGGGAUAUCAGAACAAUUGCCGGAAAUGCUGUUACUGUUGGUUCAGAAUCAAGCCCCAGAGAAAUUGUGCAAUUCGAUCAUCUUGAUAAUAGUGUGGUAGCGGAUAUAAAAUUCUCCCCUACUACAGCAUCUCAGCUUUUAACGGUGGAUGGAAGUGGAAGGAUUUAUCAUUGGGAUUUAGAGAAUUUGUUUUCCAAAGGUGAUGAGUCCCAGGAAGAAAUGUCUGAUGAAGAGAUACAAAGUGAUUGUUUAACGUUCCUGCACACUGGUGGCUUCUAUAACAACACAGACGCCUCCUCACAAAAUAGAGCUGUUAUUCGUAUUGCAUAUCACCCCAUUAUUGAUGGCCUGAUUUCUGUAGUCAAUAAUGAUGGUCUUCUUACUGUCUAUAAGGCAUUUACUGGAAAGCAUAAAAAAUGA
Molecule: messenger RNA, 1302 nt
Organism: Naumovozyma castellii
Lineage: Eukaryota; Fungi; Ascomycota; Saccharomycetes; Saccharomycetales; Saccharomycetaceae
Gene: UME1
Product: Ume1p
Exons: 1
Coding region: 1-1302 (433 amino acids)
Source: RefSeq, a predicted model, not a curated record